Mucor mucedo is the source of this 633-nucleotide messenger RNA. RefSeq names its product glutathione S-transferase. The record is from RefSeq and is a predicted model, not a curated record. NCBI's taxonomy places the organism in Eukaryota, Fungi, Mucoromycota, Mucoromycetes, Mucorales, Mucoraceae. Gene Ontology annotation, biological process: glutathione metabolic process. Gene Ontology annotation, molecular function: glutathione transferase activity. Bases 1 to 633 code for a protein of 210 amino acids. The transcript has 2 exons.
AUGACUGAUCUCAAGAAUAUCAAGCUUCACUAUUUAUUUUUUGAAAACAAUACCUCGGUCGCGGUGAAUUUAUCCGCUUAUUGCUCCAAGAUGCUGGUGUUAAUUAAUUAUGAAUAUGUGAGACACACUAUUGAUGAAUGGAAAAGCCACAAGCAAACACUACUUGCUCAAAAUAUUUGUAACCCUACCCUGCCCUAUAUGACCAUCGAUGGCAAAUACUACGGAAAGACUGCAUCUAUUUUAAGAUUCCUUUCCCAUAAGCUUAACAAAUAUGAAGGUUCCAACGACGACGAGGUGCAGCUUUUAGAUGCUUACACGGAUAGUAUUAUGGAUUGGUCAACCCGGUGGAUGGACUCAAACUUUGAUUUCUUUAAUGAGAAAAUGAUCAAGAAAUACAACGAGGAAAUGAGUCCCCAAUUUCACAAGACAUUCGAUACUGCCCUUUCUAAUACCCCAGGUCCUUUCCUGCUGGGCGAAGCUAUCACCUAUCCUGAUUUUGCACUUUAUCAUAUCAUGGAAGAUGACACACACGUUAAAUUUGAUGUAAAGGCUCUCCCUAAUCUUGCUACUUUUGUUGAAGCUAUCCGGAACAGACCCAAUUUGAAGACCUAUCUUGCCACUGAUCGAUUGUAA